Messenger RNA from Pungitius pungitius (ninespine stickleback), 1564 nucleotides. RefSeq names its product mesenchyme homeobox 1 (gene meox1). Gene Ontology annotation, cellular component: nucleus. The transcript has 3 exons. Gene Ontology annotation, molecular function: DNA-binding transcription factor activity, RNA polymerase II-specific; RNA polymerase II cis-regulatory region sequence-specific DNA binding. The record is from RefSeq and is a predicted model, not a curated record. Gene Ontology annotation, biological process: somite development; positive regulation of transcription by RNA polymerase II. Bases 99 to 881 code for a protein of 260 amino acids. NCBI's taxonomy places the organism in Eukaryota, Metazoa, Chordata, Actinopteri, Perciformes, Gasterosteidae.
GGGGGAGUGUGUUCCGACUCCUCUGCAAGUUAAAGACUGGUAGCGAGACGCUGAUUAAGGUCGCGGGGGUUCAUUUUUUCUUUUUUUCCCGCCUCGCCAUGGAUCAGCCAGCCAGCAGCUGCAUGCGCAGCGCCCACCCCAGCAGCCCCAUCUGGGGCUGCAUGAGGAACCCCCACUCGGGGGCCAGCCUGCAGUCGCCGUACCAGCAGGCCCCUUUCGCCCUCCACCAGAAGCCCGACUUCCUGGCCUACACGGACUUCUCCAGCUCCUGCCUGGUGCCGGCGGCGGCGCCGCACGCCGCCUACCCGCGCGACGACAGGCAGUACCAGGAGAGCCCGGGCGCCUACCAGAGGGCCGAGUGGCAGUUCAACCCUUGCGAGGCGCGGGCCAGGGCGCCCGAGGCCUGCCCGGCCAUCGUGGCGCCCGCCGGCGGCGGCGGCGCGGGGUCCGAGCUGGACGGCGCGGUGGGGGACAGGCCCCCGGGGGCCGGGCCGGGCGGCCUGGAUGGAGACUACUCGCCUCGGAGCGCGGCGUCGGCCGACUCCGACAAGAAGGGCUCCAGCAAGAGGAAGAGGGACGUCGCAGAUAUCCAGGACUCCAGUUUUAAGGCGGACUCCAGCUGCAAGGCCCGGAAAGAGCGCACGGCGUUCACCAAGGAGCAGCUGAGGGAGCUGGAGGCCGAGUUCACCCACCACAACUACCUGACCCGGCUGCGGCGCUACGAGAUCGCCGUCAACCUGGACCUCACAGAGAGACAGGUGAAAGUGUGGUUCCAGAACCGGCGGAUGAAGUGGAAGAGAGUGAAGGGAGGCCAGUCGUCUUCGCCCAACGACCCGGAGAACGACGACGUCGACUCGGCGGCUUCGCCCAGCUCCGAAUGAACGGAGAGAGAGAAACGGUGUAAUGAAAAAGAUGACGACGAGACACGAGAGGCUCGCGUAUAACUGGACUCGAGGCGCAGCAGGAAGCGCCCUUCGCUCACUGUGGGGAAGCAGAGGACGAGCAUCUUCUCUGCCAUUGAUUGUAAAUAGUGGCUUUUUGUCCACAAUGAACUGCCCUUCGAUACACUUUUUUUUGAUAAAUACUCCGCGCACGAGGCCGCCUCUUGUCGCAUUGACUGUGUGUGUUUUUUUUUAUCGUGGUCAUUGUAGAGCCGCCUUGAGGCCGUGGUGUGAUGGUGUGUGAGAGCGUCGUUGGUUCCAAUAUUGUAAUCUUGGCCUUUUGACUGGGAAAACUCAGACUGCACAAGUGUUGCCAAGCCACAAGUGCCCCAGAGACCUUUGCUUCAUUGUCAGUUUCUUCUUACCUAGAAUAUCGUUUUGUUUUCUAAUCUGUCAAGCUAUUUUUUUGUCAUCACUAUUCUUUUUUUUUUUUAUACAUGUUGAAUGUUAUUGAUAAAAAACACAGAUGUCGCCUGUUCCUGCAAAUAGAAUAAAUCAUCUGCCGCAUAACGAUGGGGAAAAUGUAUCCCGAUGAGUUCUUCCACCCUGCAACAACAACAGGUGCUACCAAGGCGACAAACCAGGAGACAAACUGACGUCAAAGCAAUAAAUCCUGAAUAUGC